This is a messenger RNA of Bathycoccus prasinos, 492 nucleotides long. RefSeq lists its product with no specific name. The coding region runs from base 1 to 492 and encodes 163 amino acids. The record is from RefSeq and is a predicted model, not a curated record. NCBI's taxonomy places the organism in Eukaryota, Viridiplantae, Chlorophyta, Mamiellophyceae, Mamiellales, Bathycoccaceae. The transcript has a single exon.
AUGCCGGACUUGGCGGCGGCGACGGCGGCGGACUCGGUGACGGUGGUGGCGGCGGCGACGGCGGCGGACUCGGCGGCGGCGGCGAUGGCGGCGGCGGCAGCGGCGGCGGUGGCGACGGAGGAGACGGCGGCGGUAGCGGCGGCGGACUCGGCGGCGGCGGCGACGGCGGACUCGGCGGCGGCGACGGAGGAGAUGGGGGAGGAGACGGCGGUGGCGACGGCGGCGGACUCGGCGGCGGCGGCGAUGGAGGAGACGGCGGCGGCAAAGGCGGCGGACUCGGCGGCGGCGGCGACGGAGGAGACGGCGGCGGCAAAGGCGGCGGACUCGGCGGCGGACUCGGCGGUGGUGGCGACGGAGGAGAUGGAGGAGGACUCGGCGGUGGACUCGGCGGUGGAGACGGCGGCGGACUCGGUGGUGGACUCGGUGGUGGACUCGGCGGCGGAGACGGCUCUUGCGCGUUUGCCAACAAGAAGAAUCCUUUUCCUCCUUUAA